Pipistrellus nathusii (Nathusius's pipistrelle) is the source of this 417-nucleotide messenger RNA. Lineage: Eukaryota; Metazoa; Chordata; Mammalia; Chiroptera; Vespertilionidae. The record is from the annotation of a GenBank genome assembly.
AUGGACAGCGCGGGCAUGAGCUCCUUCCUGGACUUCCCCGUCCUCGGCGGCGGCGGCGGCGGCGACCCGGGGGCCUGCGCGGCGCGCGCCUACCCCGCGGACCCCGGGAUUACAACUCUGCCGUCCUGCGCCGUCAGUGCCAGCGGCUGCGGCGGCGACGACCGCUUCCUGGUGGGCAGGGGGGUGCAGAUCGGCUCGCCCCACCACCACCACCACCACCAUCACCCCCCGCAGCCGGCCGCCUAUCAGCCUCCCGGGAACCUGGGGGUGUCCUACCCCCACGCGGGCUGUGGUCCGGGCUACGGGGCGCAGAACUUGGGCGCGCCCUACAGCCCUUACACGCUGAGCCAGGACGCAGAACCACCGCGACGCCUGCCGCUCCCCCGCGCCCGACACCUCUCCGGCGCAGACCUUUGA